AUGGCAAUUCAACAUAUAGGAGCUCUCUACAAGUAUGACGUCGCUAGGAUGUAUGCCUCCAUCUUGAGGAGCAGUGGCUUCAUGAUCCCAAUCAAGUGCGGCGAGUUCCAGCAUCUGACCGACGAGGAGCUCAGCGCAAUGAGAACCAUUCCAUUCGGUAUCUAUCGCGCAACGAUCAAUGGUACUCAUGGCGCCUUCAAGCACAACAAGAACGAUUACUACACUCACUAUGACCUCAUCUUUGCCAAGGAGCUAGGACUGACAUUCAAUCUCAAGACUGGCAGCAAGGCCAAUGCGCUCAUAUACGACAGCAGCUGCAGGAAGUUUGGCUCCGAUCUAUUUGGCAAGUACAUCGAUCAGGUUCUCGGCUGGAUAGAUGCUUGUGAACCCAAAUCUAGACUAGAGGAGUUAUGCAAGUGUCUCUAUCAACGUCUCUGGGGCGCUCUCUCCAAGCGCAACAAGACCAAGCAAUGCGCCAACAUGGAGUGCGACGCAGAGGUGAUAGAGACCAGCGAUGGACAGAGAACGAUCAAGCACAUUGAUAUCAACCUGGACGAGGACUACUCAAUCGAUCGCAUCACUCCAACAGCCAAUGGAAGCGCGAUGAUCAAAUCAGCAUGCAACACCGACAUGUUCGACACGCCAUUCGCUCGCAUCAUGCCAUUCAUCAUCUCUCGUGGUCGCAAGAUGAUUGGAACGAUAAUAAAGGACGACAUUGACUGCAUCAAGCGCGUGCACACCGAUGGAUUCGUCUCGACCAAGCCAUGGACUGGCAAGCGGCUCAAGCGAUCAUUGGAAUACCCCAAGUUGGGCAAGGAGUGUGGCGACCUGCGAUAUGAGGGCUAUUGUCCCGAUGUCAUUGUCAAGAACAUGACCAAGCCAGUAGGAGAGUUUGAAAUAUGGGCUAAUAUAUAUAAUGGCAGCAACGACGAAACCGACUGA
Molecule: messenger RNA, 942 nt
Organism: Acytostelium subglobosum LB1
Lineage: Eukaryota; Evosea; Eumycetozoa; Acytosteliales; Acytosteliaceae
Exons: 1
Coding region: 1-942 (313 amino acids)
Source: RefSeq, a predicted model, not a curated record